Messenger RNA from Neocloeon triangulifer, 2446 nucleotides. RefSeq names its product F-box only protein 25. Gene Ontology annotation, biological process: protein ubiquitination. The record is from RefSeq and is a predicted model, not a curated record. Gene Ontology annotation, molecular function: protein binding. Gene Ontology annotation, cellular component: SCF ubiquitin ligase complex; nucleus; cytoplasm. NCBI's taxonomy places the organism in Eukaryota, Metazoa, Arthropoda, Insecta, Ephemeroptera, Baetidae. Bases 97 to 1206 code for a protein of 369 amino acids. The transcript has 7 exons.
GUCAACAAACAAAGGCACGCUGGCUUGCGCUGUUGUCAGGCAGGCAGGGAGACGGGCAUUUAAACAAACGACGUAGUUGAAGGGUGCAGGUGCGGAAUGCCGUUCAUCUCCAAGGACUGGCGCUCUCCGGGCGAAACCUGGGUCAAAACGCACGAGGGAUGGGAGAAGAAGAAAAUCCUUGAGUGCACCAGCCCCGCGCCAGCCAAAAAGCUCACCUGCAGAGAGGCUGAAAAAGAAAACUGCCGUCCAGAUGUGGUGGCCAUACACCACUGCAGCCCCAAACACACCCCUCAUGCCCCCAACCCGUCCCCCGGAUCUUCACUGGCUCUCUGCUCUUCCCAAGAAAACGACAACGGCCUCCAACCUCAUUUCCAAAUCACUAUCAAAUGCACCAAAGAGAUUGCUGGAUUUAAUGGCCUCUCUGACUCGAUCCAGCGUCUGGACUUUGUGAGUGCCGUGCAUGAUACUCGACGCUUCCAUUAUGUUUGCAAAGUGCUUGAGGAGCUUUUGAACCACAGACUGGCCUCCCUCUCUGGUUGUGCGCGAAGAGUUCUCUUCGCAAUGUUGGAAGAAGUCGCUCGACAAGUUGCUGCCAGUCAAACCAAUAUGCACGUCCUGCAAGCUCUGUUGGCUCAGCUGCAAGAAGUCACCCGCCUUGCUUGCUGGGGCCACCCUUUGGGCAGCACCACUCUUUGGGACAAUCAUCUCACAGCUAUUCAACGGAUCCUCAAUAUCGCCAAUAAUAUUGAAAUUAAGAAGCCUGAAGAGGAUCAAGAACCCCAACUGCAUCAGAUGCCUGAAGAGUGUGUUAGGGAAAUAAUGCUACGUCUUUCCGACCACAAAGACCUAAGCCGGGCUGGAGAAGCUUGGAAUGUGAUGCAAAGGGUCAUCGACGAGCAGCGAAUCUGGAAGCAGCUCUGCAGCUAUCACUUCAAACCCCACCAAAUCAACAAGCUGGUCGAGGAGUCCGAGCAGACCGAGCCAGAUUAUCAAGCAAUUUACCACAAACUAAGAAAAGUUCACGGCCUAAAAGAGGAGUUUACGGAAACCCUGACUUUGUGCCGCAACUGCAGAUGCCUCUUUUGGCAGUCCCUCGGCCAUCCCUGCAUUGUCGAAAGGGACCUGCCUGAGGUCAUCCAGCGCUGUACUGAUAACGUCCUGGUGCCCAUUCCUCCGAAGGUCUUCCUCUCAUUUUUCUCACUGUAAAUAUCAGGGGCCUGCAGCAAUCAGAUAUAAAUUACUCCACUCUCUUGAAAGUAUUGUGAUGUCCCUUGCAAGUACUGCUAAAAGUUAAGGGGCAGUUGCAUUUUGUUCUGUUUUUCAGAGCUAUUACUGUGAGAUUCCUUUAUAAUGUUUGGCUCGGUGAGCUGAAGUAGUUUUAAAACGGCACGAGAUGAGAUAUUUUGUCUAACUAGUCGUGAAAGCAGGUACGGAGUAUAAAUUUUGUAUUGGAUCAAGUUAUAGCAUGCUCGAAUUUCGUACUCGUCUGACAUUAUUGAUCACACUUAACUUUCCAAUGUAAGUUAUGUUACUAAUUUUUAUCAGCAAUAUGUGGACUUCCAUAUGUGAUAACUUGGAAGAAGUUUAAUCCAAAAUUUUUUGUUUGAUAUGAAUAUGAGCAGCUUUUGUUCAUUAUAUUCCACUUUACAUUUACUCUAUAGUUUAAUAAAAUCCAUUUAAAAUUAUUUGCUUCCAUUUGUAACUAUUUUACAGUUUGGUGUUGAGAUGAUUUUUAUCAUGUGUAUAGGAUUUUUUGAAGGUGAUGACAAGAAGGAAGCUGAUAAGCUAAGAUUUUUUCUAACUUUUUAUAGGCUAAUGUAAGAUUUGAAGUCAAGUUUAAGUUUGUUUAGCGAUAUUAACUAUGUAAUUAUCCUACCUUAAAUACUGUAAUAAUUAUCAUAUAUCACUAAUUGUGCAACACUAUCAACACUAAACCCUUUUGAGGUUCGUUAUGGUUUUUGUGACCGACUGAGUCGGCCUUUUCAUAUUAAUAUACAUUAAAGCACUAAUAACUGUUGUAAUUUUAAUUUUUAACUCAAUAUGUUAACUCUUGUAGUUGUGCAAAUCAGAAAUUUGUGAUCCUUCGAGCAGCCUCGACAACAUUUAUAAACGUGAUUAUGUUGUAGACUUACUGAAAGUUCCAAUACAUCUUUAGUUUCUCUAGCCUGCACUGAUCUUUUAUGUUGUAAUAAGAAUUUAUCUAUAGAUUUUAAAGAAUAGACUUAAUAUCAAAAUGAAAUAAUAAAUACACACUGUGAACCAAAUCAUAGCAACUGCUACUGUGAAAUAGAGUAAUAUAAUUAUAAACAACACUGAUUGAAAAAAAGAAACAACUAUACAUUAUUUAAAUAGAGGCAAAAGAAAAUUUUAAUGUCUUUAUAUGUGUGAGAUAUUUCAGUGUCAAAAGCAAAAUAAAUAAAUAAAAUACAUAUUUAGCUAUGCAACA